GCGACAUUACUUUCACAGUCGUCUUCCUUGUGGACGUUGUCGUUCGUAUCUGCCUUCUGGGUCGACUUUUCUGGAAGAGCAUGAUGAACUACAUUGACCUAGGCGUCGUGAUUACCUCUAUGGUGGAGAUCACUGUGUUUUAUGCGACCACGAUGCCGGUCAAUCCCGUGUUGUUCCGGCUGCUGAGAAUUGGAAAACUUGCACGUGCCUUUCGGAUGGUCCACAUGACCUCUGUGUUAGCGUCAUUGCAGCUGCUGGUCAAGUGCCUUAUGUCCAGCGCGAACAUGCUGUUUUGGAGUUUUUUGCUGUUGACUUUCGUGCAGUGCGUGGCGGGCUUGGUCAUCAGCACGCUUGUCCUCGACUUCAUCGCAGACCCGUCGGUUGACGUGGCUCUGAGAGAGGAAGUCUUCCUUCUUUAUGGCACAUUUUCCAGGACGUUCCUUACCAUGUUUGAAGUGCUUUUCGCAAAUUGGGGCCCAGCCUGCAGAGUACUGAUGGAGAAUGUCAGCGAAUGGUUUUCGUUGUUCUUCCUGUUGUACCGAUGCGUUCUCGGAUUCGCCGUCUUAAACAUUAUCAAUGCCGUCUUCGUCCAGCAAACCAUGAAAACUGCAAGCUCGGACGAAGAGAUCGCGUUCAAACAAAAAGAGAAGGAUAUCCAAUCCUACACCAGAAAAGUCAAGAAGCUAUUCCAAACGAUGGAUGCAAGUGGCGAUGGCGCCAUUAAUCUUGCUGAAUUUUCGAAGCUUGUGCAGUCUCCAAAGCUCAAGUUCUGGAUGGGUCAGCUCGAGUUAGAGUACCACGACUUGCUGAGUCUGUUCGAGUUCCUGGAUAAUGGAGAUGGUGAAAUCACUUUAAUGGAAUUCAUCGAGGGUGCAGCCCGUCUGCGGGGCAGUGCGAAGGCCCUGGACAUUUGGCGUGUGGAAACCAAAGUUGAGGUGCUUUUUGAGGAGGUUUUGAAGCUAUUGCAGCCGGAUACGGAUUCUGUCGGACUUCAGAGCGUGCAGAAGGUGUUCAACAACUCGUCCUAUCGGCACAUCAAGUGCACGCAGAUGGUGCGGCAGACCUCGUA
Symbiodinium pilosum is the source of this 1069-nucleotide messenger RNA. The record is from the annotation of a GenBank genome assembly. Lineage: Eukaryota; Dinophyceae; Suessiales; Symbiodiniaceae.